Molecule: messenger RNA, 1782 nt
Organism: Ornithorhynchus anatinus (platypus)
Lineage: Eukaryota; Metazoa; Chordata; Mammalia; Monotremata; Ornithorhynchidae
Gene: CHPF
Product: chondroitin polymerizing factor
Cellular component (GO): Golgi cisterna membrane
Molecular function (GO): glucuronosyl-N-acetylgalactosaminyl-proteoglycan 4-beta-N-acetylgalactosaminyltransferase activity
Source: RefSeq, a predicted model, not a curated record
AUGCGGGCGAGGCCGGCGCUGCGGUCGGCGCUGCGGUCGGCGGGGCCGGUGGCCCUGGGACUUUCCCUGGGCUUCACCCUCAGCCUGCUCAGCCUCAGCUGGGUGGAGGAGCCCUGCGAGCCCGGGACCCCCGGGACCCCCGGGAUCCCUCCCCAGACCCGCUGCGUCAGCACGGAGCUGGGCACGCGGCAGCGGCCGCCGGUGGCCGUGCUGACCUCCCCGUCCGCCCUGCCGUCCCUGGAGGAGGGGGACGGGGCCGAGGCCGCCGGGCGCUACUGCCGAGGGGGCGCGGGGACCCUGCUGUCCGGAGCCCUCCUUCGCCGGCUGCAGCCGCACCUGCGGGGCUGUCGCGACCGCAUCGUGGACGCCGGGCCCUCCGUCACCGGGGCCGGCUGCGUCGGAAGCCACGGGGGGGUGCGCUACGACUCCCUGGAGCUGGGGGUCCCCGGGGAGCCGGAGCUGGAGGAGGGGGACCCCCGCUUGGAGAGCGCGCUGACCGCCCACCCCGUGCGAGACCCCGUGCAGAUGUACCGGCUCCACCGGGCCUUCGCCCGCGCCGAGCUGGGCCGCACCUACCGGGAGAUCCGGGACUUACAGCGGGAGAUAGAGAACAUCGGCGCCCUGGCAGCGGAGCAGGCCUCGUCCUGGCCCGUGGGCUUCCCGGCCCCCUCGCGCCCGGCCUCCCGCUUCGACGUCCCCUGGGACUACUUCACCGAGCGGCACGUGUUCUCCUGCGCCGACGGCGCCCCUCGCUGCCCGCUGCGGGGGGCGGACCGGGCCGCCGUGCUGGCCGCCGCCCGGGAAGAGCUGGCCCCCCGGCCCCGCCUGCUCAACGGCUACCGGCGCUUCGACCCGGCCCGCGGCAUGGACAACACGCUGGACCUGCUGCUGGAGGCCCCGACCCCGCGGGGCGGCCGCCGGCCCCCGGCCCGACGCGUGCGGCUGCUGCGUCCGCUGGGCCGCGUGGAGCUCCUGCCGGCCCCCCGGCCCCAGCGGGCCGCGCCCCUCUCCGUGCUGCCGCCGGCCGAGCUCCACCCGGCCCCGGCCUUCCUGGAGGCCUUCGCGGCCGCGGCCGCGUCGGAGCCGGGCCUCGGGCCCGGGGCCUCCCUGACCCUCCUGCUCCUCUACCCAUCGGCCCGGGGCGGCGAGGACGUCUUCGCCCCGGUCGAGGCCCGGGCGGCCGAGCUGGAGGGCCGCCUCCCGGGGGUGCGCGUCCCCCGGAUGGGCCUGCGCGAGGCCUCCCCGGCCCCGUUGCUCCCGCUGGACCCGCCGUCCCGGGAGCGCCCGCCGGACACGCUCUUCCUGCUGGCCGGCCCCGCCACGGCCCUGAGCCCCGACUUCCUGCGGCGCUGCCGGCUGCACGCCGUCCCGGGCGGCCAGGCCUUCUUCCCCGUCCACUUCCGGGCCUUCCAGCCGGCCGUGGCUCCCCCCUUGGGGCCGCCCGGGGCGCCCCCGGAGCUGAGCCCGACGGCGGGCCGCGUCGACCGGGAGGCGGCCGGCGAGGCCCGCUUCUACAACUCCGACUACGCGGCCGCCCGGGGCCGGCUGGCGGCCGAUCCCGGGGAGGGGGAGCCGCUGGACCUGGACCGGCUGGACCUCGACGAGCUCUUCCUGCGCUUCUCGGGGCCGCACGUGCUGCGGGCCGCCGAGCCCGCCCUGCGCCAGCCGUACCGGCCCACCGACGGCUACCGCCGCUGCCGUCGGGGAGCCCUCCGGGGCCUCGGCUCCCGCCCGCAGCUGGCCGCGCUGCUGUUCGAGGGGGAGCGCCGAGGCGGCGCCUGA